Molecule: messenger RNA, 942 nt
Organism: Diprion similis
Lineage: Eukaryota; Metazoa; Arthropoda; Insecta; Hymenoptera; Diprionidae
Product: skin secretory protein xP2-like
Exons: 4
Source: RefSeq, a predicted model, not a curated record
AUUCAAAAGCAGGAAGGCGAAGCUCCUCCUCCAGCUGAGGCAGCCGCUCCCCCAGCUGCAGAAGCGCCUCCGGCGGCAGACGCGGCAGCAGCUGCGACACCCGCGCCUCCAGCUGAGGGUGCGCCUGCACCAGAAGCAGCAGCGCCACCUGCGGAUGGAACUGCACCUCCACCUCCCGCCGACGGAACCGCUCCUCCAGCUGAAGCUCCAGCGGACGGAACGACACCAGCACCUCCACCUGCGGAUGGAACCGCGCCUCCACCUCCAGCCGACGGCACCGCGCCUCCCCCUGCAGAUGGCGCCCCACCCGCAGAAGGCACAGCGCCGGCACCUCCAGCUGAUGGAACAGCACCUGCACCUCCAGCUGAUGGAACGGCACCAGCACCAGCUGCCGACGGAACGACACCAGCUCCACCCCCAGCUGAUGGUUCCGCGCCUGCACCAGCUGCCGAAGGUGGAGCAGCGGCACCGCCGGCAGAUGGCGCUGCACCAGCAGCGGCACCAGCGGAAGGUGCGCCUGCGGCGCCCCAAGCGGAAGGCACCCCGGCACCACCACCGGCUGAUGGAACCCCCGCCGACGGAGCCGCGCCCCCAGCACCUGCCGCCCCUGCAGACGGCACCCCCGCAGCUCCGCCAGCCGACGGCAGUGCGCCGGCCGUAGCCGCACCCGCACCGGAAGCCGCAGCAGCUCCACCGGCAGAAGGUACCGCCCCCGCAGCUGCGCCUCCAGCUGAAGCUGCGUUACCACCUCCAGCUGAAGCGGCGCCUCCGCAAGCUCCAGCGUCGUAAAGCAUGAAUCGGAAAGGAUUAUGGAAAAGGAAUCGUGCUUCAUCCGCACGCUGAUCGUAUGACGUCACUGAUAGGAGUGUACAAUCGCAACAGGCAAAUGCAACGGAACACACUCGCAAGUAAAUGUGUAAUAUAUAAACAUAUUAGAUAUAA